Impatiens glandulifera is the source of this 294-nucleotide messenger RNA. RefSeq names its product putative vacuolar protein sorting-associated protein 24 homolog 2. Gene Ontology annotation, biological process: endosome transport via multivesicular body sorting pathway; late endosome to vacuole transport; protein transport. Gene Ontology annotation, cellular component: multivesicular body; ESCRT III complex. Lineage: Eukaryota; Viridiplantae; Streptophyta; Magnoliopsida; Ericales; Balsaminaceae. The coding region runs from base 13 to 294 and encodes 93 amino acids. The transcript has 4 exons. The record is from RefSeq and is a predicted model, not a curated record.
UCAGAUCAUUCUAUGCAUCUUGGGGAAAGCAUUGCAAUUGCUAUGACAGUUGGGCAUUUGGCUAAAAUUGCCAAGGUUAUGAAGCUUGUCAAUAAUCUCAUGAAGGCUCCUGAAAUUGCCAUUACAAUACAAGAAUUCAGCCAAGAAAUGAUGAAGACGGGAGUCAUUGAGAAGCCGGUCAGUGAUGCAAUUGACUCAACAAUGGGACUUGGGGUAAAAAAAGACAGGAUUGAAGAGGAAUUUGAAAAUGUUUUAAUUCCUCUUGCUGGUGAGACAGCUGCUCAACUUCCGUAA